Grus americana (Whooping crane) is the source of this 2573-nucleotide messenger RNA. RefSeq names its product cholesterol 7-desaturase nvd-like. Gene Ontology annotation, biological process: chlorophyll biosynthetic process; cholesterol metabolic process. Gene Ontology annotation, cellular component: chloroplast. The record is from RefSeq and is a predicted model, not a curated record. The transcript is spliced from 7 exons. The coding region runs from base 35 to 1300 and encodes 421 amino acids. NCBI's taxonomy places the organism in Eukaryota, Metazoa, Chordata, Aves, Gruiformes, Gruidae. Gene Ontology annotation, molecular function: chlorophyllide a oxygenase activity; 2 iron, 2 sulfur cluster binding.
UAUAAGGGGCGGCGGCGGCGGGGCCGGGCGCGCUAUGGGGAGCGGGUGGUGCGCUGCGGAGCUGCUGGCGGCGGGACCGGGGCGCGGGGCGCUGCUCUUCGUCCUCUUCCUCCUCCUCUUCCUCCUCCUGCUGCUGCUGGGCUGCUCCCGGCCGCUGGCGCUGCGGCGCGGUCCCGGGCAGGUGGGCUACCUGCCGGAGCCCGGGCUGAGCCGCAGGCAGGCUGCUCGCCGCGCCCGCCGCGCCCGCCGCCCCGGCGCCCUGCCGCCGCCUUACCCCAACGGCUGGUACCGCCUGCUCGACUCCGCGCAGCUGCCCCGCGGAGGCGUCCGCAGCCUCGCCCUGCUCGGAGAACAGCUCGCUGCAUUUCGCACCCAGGAUGGCCAAGCCUACGUGGUCGACGCUUACUGCCCUCACCUCGGUGCUAACCUUGCUGCCGGUGGGCGUGUCAUGGGCAAUUGCAUCCAAUGCCCGUUUCACGGCUGGCAGUUUCGAGGAGAAGAUGGAAAAUGCACCAGCAUCCCGUAUGCUGAAAAAGUGCCAGAUUUUGCGAGGGUCCGGACCUGGCCGUCCUGCGAGGUGAACGGGAUGCUGCUGGUCUGGUACCACUGCGAAGGGGUCAGUCCGACGUGGGCAGUGCCCGAGCAGCGGGAGAUCACCACCCAAGAGUGGGUGUUCCAUGGGCAGACAGAGCACUUGGUCGACGCACACAUCCAGGAAAUCCCCGAGAACGCGGCCGACACGGCUCACCUGGCUUUCCUCCAUGGACCAGCUAUUCUGGGCGGAUCCGAUCUGAGAUACACAAGGUCCAAGCUGUGGGAUUUUAUGAAGCACAUCUGGAAGGCCGAUUGGCAGCCGGAGCCGGAGCCCAACAAGCAUUGCUCCCAGCUUCUGGUUCAACACACCGCAACCAUCUUUGGGAAGCACGUCUCCUUGAUGGAUUUGAUGGUUUCAGCCCGGCAGGUGGGGCCAGGGCUGGUUUUCCUGAUCUUUGAACAUGCUUUCCUUGGCCAUGGGAUCAUCCUGCAGACGGUGACUCCCCUGGAGCCUCUCCUGCAGAAUGUUGUCCACAAAAUCUACUACCAGAAGAACAUACCGGCCAUAAUCCCCAAGUUCAUCCUGAGAGCAGAGUGCAUACAGUUUGAGCGCGAUAUAACCAUCUGGAAUAACAAACAGUAUCUGCCCAAGCCGCUGCUGGUCAGAGAGGACUCCAGCAUCCAGAAGCACCGGCGCUGGUACGCCCAGUUCUACAGCGAGAAGAGCAUGAGGCUCCCGGCACAGAAGGAGGGUCUGGACUGGUGAGAACCUCAUUGCACACUGCAGAAGGUGGCCAGGUGGCUCCUGCCCACCCUGGCUGGUGGGCAGCGGUGCUGGGCAUGCAUGAUCAAUAUAACAAAUAUUGGCACGGGGAGCAGAGCCUGAGCUCUGGAGAUCCUCUUUUACCUUCCAUGUUCAGGGCACCAAAGCUCAAAGGGUGUAACGCACUUGCUCUUGUACCUGUGCUGCAACCUAUGAGCUGAGUGUGAAUUUAAGAUUGCCAGAAUUGUCGUUAGAGUGCCCUUAUCUCUCACUGCUGCUAUCAUUAUGAGUAGUUAUAUGAAAAGCUUUUCAUGGGGCCUUUUAUUGCCUGGAGUGUCCUUUCCCAGCCAGGCCUGCUGUUGCUUCUGAACCGUCAGUUUGGCUGGGGCAGGCUUCAGCUCUCCAGAGGAGCCUUGGCUGAUAUCUGGAUGGCAUCAGAGGUGUGAUUGCAAAGAUCACAGACAUAUGCUGUCUUCCUUCUCUCUGGCAGCAGACAGGGCAGCAUGGGGUUUAGCUGCCCACCAUGCCCUUACCUUACCUGUGGGUUUCAUCAAGGCUAAUGAGCUCUUGCAUGAUUCAAUUCCUCCUGGAGAUAUUGCACCUAGUUGGGAAGCAGAGGGACUGUCCUGGUGACCAAAUCACUUUGACAACAAGUCUGCAGGUCAAGGAUGUGAAUAGGAUUCUGCUUCGGUAGCCCCUGGGUUCCAGCAACAUCCUUGGUACACAGCUGGCUGUAAAAAUUUGUGUCUCAUGGCAAGACCAUAGAUAUGAUUUACUGUGACCAGAAAUGAAGAUAACACAUGGAAACUAGGCUGCAAAUCUGGUGAAAACUGGUAUAGAUUCUCCUGUACUUUGUGCCUACAUGCUCUAGAUGAAGGGCUAAAUUCUGCCUUGCUGCAUACCCUAGAGAAUCCCACAAUCUCCAUAGACAGCCCGCCCUGUAUAGUUGGUAGGACUCUGGCAGUUACUCUUUGCCAAGAGCCAGCAAGAGCAAAUGCUCAAGUCCAGGAGCUUUCCAAGGGGGCUGGUGUCUGCUGCUGUCACGCACUGUGCGCUUGCCUGUGCGUUGUGAAUUCAGCACUUUGCUGAGGCUUCUGCUUCCUCCUUCACCAGUAACGCACAGGGCAGGACCAGGAGCAGGAACGUGCCAUCACAGCCCUCGGCCAAUGCAGUCCAUCGCCCACUCUGGCAGCAUCCCAGAUAACGUUCUGCUUUGCCUUUCACAUCUAGCUAUUGCACUGUCAAUUUUUCACUAUUAAAACUUUUUACAAACUGA